Messenger RNA from Linepithema humile (Argentine ant), 4275 nucleotides. The record is from RefSeq and is a predicted model, not a curated record. Lineage: Eukaryota; Metazoa; Arthropoda; Insecta; Hymenoptera; Formicidae.
UCGUCGGACCGCGCGUACGUAAAACGGGGGAGGUUUUUGUCGAGCGUGGAUAUUCGCGCGCUGUUUUUGUAAGCCGGUCGAGAAAACUCGUCUAAAACUCGUGACUUAGUGUGCCGAAAGAAAGCUCGAUGUUUUUUCGCGAGUGGAUGCGGAGAGUUUCAAGAGUCCACAACACGUCACGGAAUACUUCGGAUUGUUCGACGAUCGAAUCAGCCGGCUAUCACAAUCUCGGAAUUCUUCGGACAACGAUGGUAAUCGAUGGAGGUGAAACUUAACGAGACUUCGUCGUACGAACUGUCUUAGUGAAGGAGGACUUUAAGACUUAAAAAAAUUAUCUGCUGUCAUGUGUCGGGUUGUCUGAGUUUUGUGAUCUUUCAAAAGAAAAUUUUAAUCAGUUGACAUAUGUUGCCGAUUUCAGUGACAAUUAUAGAAGAAUCGUGUUUUCGAAUUUGCUCUUUUUAAGAAUGCAGACGCUGAUGACGAUAAUGUGAUUAAGAUAAUAUAAUUUUUACAGUCGUGACAGUGAAAAACGAAUGAGCGGUGUUAAAAUCGAGAAGAACGAUAAAGCUCACAAUCGCUUGAAUAUAUAGAAAAAAUCGAAAUGACUAUAUGAAGAAAAUACGGAGAUGGAAGAACACGUCGGAGAUUAAAGGAGACACGUCGGAACGUCGUUGAAAGUGACGUUCUUGAACCGGCUCGAACUGAUAAAGAAAUAUCUCGUCCUAUCAGCGCGAGAAUCGUCGAUGGCAAUCAUGCUGUGCGGCAAAACGAGUCUCGUGAGACGCUUUGACACCUUUUACGUCGCAUAGACGAACGUGUGUCCUGAUCGCCGGUACGUCUGUUCUGAAGAUAGUCACCUUGCUGAGGGCAGCACCAUCUAUAAUUAUGUAUAUGGAAGCGUUACGGCAUAAAAUGCGUUUCAUCUCGCAUUUACAUCUUGUACACCGCGGCGUAAUAAAUUCGAAACUUGAAUCCACGAUUUUCGCGGACUGUAAAGAAUCUGCAGGUUGACUUUCGUUAGGUUGUGCACGUAGUUAUAGAAGAUAAAUACGGGUUUCCGAAAUUCAUCGAUUUUUUGGAGUUGAUGCCGAAAGGAAUCUGCAGCAGGUGCAACAAGUUGCAGUAGCCUAUCUGAUACAGCUGAUGACGUAUGUAGCUAGAAUACAACGGGUCGUGUCUGUGCAGAAGAUGAUGGUUAUCUAAGUAUCUUGCCGGAUGUGCGACGAACUUUUGAGGAUGUGCAGUUUGGUGUUAAAGUGUCGGUGAGAACGGAGCAACUUGGCGUACUUAUGAUUUCCUUUUCUUUCCUUGAUUACACCUCGCCUUACGGAGAACCAGCAGGAACGAUGUCAUAGUCGCCCAAGUGUGGACUGACUUCACAUUGGACACAAUGGCACUGCUGGUCGCCAUAAUCGUUAUUUCGAUCACCACUGCCAUGUCGCUGCCGCCGGUCAUCAGAAUCGGAGCAAUCUUCACCGAAGAUCAAAAAAACAGUCCGUCGGAGUUGGCGUUUAAGUACGCCAUUUACAAGAUCAAUAAGGAUAGGACUCUGUUGGCGAAUACGACACUGGUUUACGAUGUUCAAUAUGUGCCUAAAGACGACUCGUUUCGCACGUCCAAAAAAGCCUGCAAACAACUAUCCAAGUCAGUACAAGGCAUGUUCGGGCCGUCCGACCCACUUUUAGGCGCUCACAUACAAAGCAUAUGUGAGGCAUUGGACGUUCCUCAUCUCGAAGCGCGGGUCGAUUUCGAGCCAACUUUCAAGGAGUUCAGCAUUAACCUAUAUCCCGCUCAAGAUCAUCUUAACAAAGCAUUCAAGGAUCUCAUGUCUUUUCUAAACUGGACGAGAGUGGCCAUUAUCUAUGAAGAGGAUUACGGGCUGUUCAAACUACAGGAUCUCGUGAAAUCCCCGCCAUCCGUGAGAACUGAAAUGUACAUUCGUCAGGCGGGUCCCAGAUCUUACAGGCAGGUCCUGCGGGAGGUCAGACACAAAGAAAUCUUCAAGCUGAUCGUCGACACGGAUCCGGCGCACAUGCAGCAAUUCUUUCGAGCGAUAUUACAGCUGCAAAUGAACGACUACAGAUACCACUACAUGUUUACAACUUUCGAUAUAGAAACAUUUGAUUUAGAAGAUUUCAAAUAUAACAGCGUGAAUAUGACGGCCUUUCGCUUGGUGGAUCUCGACGAGCCCAAGGUUGUCAAAGUACUCAAGCAGAUAGAACAUUUUCAGUCAACGAUUGGACAUGCCAUUCUGAACAAAACAGGAAUCAUUCAGGCAGAAACAGCUUUGAUGUACGAUAGCGUGCAGGUUUUCGUGCACGGUUUGGCAGCUCUGGACCGUAGUCACGAUUUAAGGCUAGUAAAUCUGUCCUGCGAGAAAGAGGAACCGUGGGACGACGGUUUAUCACUCUACAACUAUAUUAAUGCCGCAGGUUUACACGGAUUAACCGGACAUAUCGAGUUCAAACAAGGAAAAAGAAAUAAUUUCAAGUUGGAUCUCUUGAAGCUGAAGAAGGAGGACCUUGUCAAAGUCGGCGAAUGGUAUCUCGAAUCCGGCAUUAAUAUUACAGAUCUGGACGCCUUUUACGAGACCACAACGACCAACAUUACGCUCGUGGUGAUGACGAGAGAAGAAAGACCCUACGUCAUGGUAAAAGAAGACAAGAAUUUGACUGGCAACGCGAGGUUCGAGGGCUUCUGCAUCGAUUUGCUCAAGUGGAUCGCAGGCCAGGUCGGCUUCCAAUACGCAAUCAAAUUGGUGCCCGAUCACAUGUACGGGGUGUAUGAUCCUGAGACGAAGGAGUGGAAUGGAAUCGUGCGUGAACUCAUGGAGAAGAGAGCAGAUUUAGCGGUUGCCUCCAUGACGAUUAAUUAUGCCAGAGAAAGCGUAAUAGACUUUACGAAGCCAUUUAUGAAUCUGGGAAUUGGUAUUUUAUUUAAGGUGCCGUCCAGUCAGCCGACGCGGCUCUUCUCCUUCAUGAAUCCGCUGGCGGUCGAGAUCUGGCUGUACGUGCUCGCCGCCUACAUGCUCGUGAGCUUCAGCCUCUUCGUGAUGGCGCGCUUCAGCCCGUACGAGUGGAACAAUCCGCACCCCUGUCUGGCCGAGAGCGAUGUGGUCGAGAAUCAGUUUAGCGUCAGCAACAGUUUCUGGUUCAUCACCGGCACCUUCCUACGCCAGGGCAGCGGGCUCAACCCCAAGGCCACUAGCACGAGAAUAGUGGGCGGCAUAUGGUGGUUCUUCACGCUGAUCAUUAUUUCAUCCUACACCGCAAAUCUGGCUGCCUUCCUGACCGUCGAGAGGAUGAUAACGCCGAUCGAAAACGCCGCCGAUCUCGCAGAACAAACGGAGAUACCGUAUGGUACUUUGGAAGGUGGAAGUACGAAGACGUUUUUCAGGGAUUCGAAAAUUGGGAUUUAUCAGAAAAUGUGGAGGUUUAUGGAAUCAAAAAGUCCAUCCGUGUUUGUCCGAACCUACGAAGAAGGAAUAAAAAGGGUUCUGGAAGGCGAUUAUGCAUUUUUAAUGGAGUCCACUAUGCUCGAUUAUGCGGUUCAACGCGAUUGCAAUCUAACGCAAAUAGGCGGUCUACUGGACAGCAAAGGAUACGGAAUCGCUACGCCGAAAGGCUCGCCCUGGAGGGAUAAAAUAUCUCUAGCUAUUCUCGAGCUGCAGGAAAAAGGUGUAAUACAGAUUCUCUACGAUAAAUGGUGGAAGAACACGGGCGAUGUGUGCAAUAGAGACGACAAGAAUAAGGAGAGCAAGGCCAAUGCUCUCGGAGUCGAAAAUAUCGGCGGUGUUUUCGUCGUGCUGCUGUGCGGCCUGGCGCUCGCAAUCCUGGUAGCAAUCCUUGAAUUCUGCUGGAACUCCAAAAAGAAUGCCCAAUCGGAUCGGUCCCUCUGCGCCGAGAUGGCCUCGGAAUUGCGAUUCGCCGUCCGCUGCGGCUCCCGGCAGAGGCCCGCCGCGAAAUCGCGCAAUUCCGCGGCCGCCGGGCUGUGCGGCCGUUGCAGCCCGCGCAGCACCUCCAGGAGAAGGACGCACCUUUGCUCCUCGGAACACGAGGAGACCACCUACAUACCGAGCAUCGAGAUCCCGCGAUUAAAUGGUCAGGAGGGUGGUGCGUUGUCGAUGACGGAGAUGAAGAAAUCAUUGAGCUUCGAUCAAGUGUCCCAUGGCGGGAACACCUAGCACAGGCCUCAUUCUCACCUUCGUCCUCAGCAGCAGCAGCAGCAGCAGCAACAGCAGCAGCAGCAACAGCAGCAACAGUCACAGCAACAGCA